AUGCGGUUUGCUGCGUGGCUUCUUACUUGCGGCCUCCUACUGCAGGGAGUCUAUGCACAUCCCGAGGUGAGACCUGGAAAGAGACAUGUCACGCCUGAAAUGACCUCAUCGUCCGGAGAUCACCCUGCUGCUACCAAGAUAUCUCAUCAUCUCCCUGCCAAUUCAUCUAGACGUCGCCCUGGCAAGGCGUGUCGUCCGCGCCCUAGCCACUCCGUCUCUGGCCAUCCCAAGUCUGGCGAUUCAUCCCAAUCUGGCUCUUACAAUUCGACCCUGCCUACCUCUGGCGAUACAUCCCAAUCUGGCUCACACAAUUCAACCCUGCCCACCUCUGGCGAUUCAUCCCAAUCUGGCUCGAACAACUCAACCCUACCCACAUCUGGCGAUUCAUCCCAAUCUGGCUCGAACAAUUCAACCCUGCCCACAUCUGGCGAUACAUCCGAAUCCGACUCCAACAAUUCCGACCAGCAUGGGCAACAGUCCCAAGAGAAUUCCUCUUCUUCUGAUGGUUACCUGAUAGCAACCGCCUCAGUCAGCAUGUCUGACCCAACCGGUUCCCCUGCCAGCGCCGCAGCAGCUGUUGUGACGAACCCGUCAAAUCCCCAGCAGACGGCGACCUUCGUUAAGGAGGAGGCAUCGGAUGAUCUGCUGGCCGCACUACCACUCAUUCCAGCUGCGGGUCUGCCGCUCAUUGUUAGCGUAGGUGGUUCUGCCGUACCUGCCGUGGUUGAUUCCGCGGGCAUGAUAGUGUGGCCUCUCGGCUCGGUGCCUUCUUGGAUCAAACCGGACAUAUUUCCGGCAGCCGACAGUAUUGGGGAGACGCUGAACCCUGGUAAAACAGUGCCGGUAGGGUCUGGCUCUGGUGGUGGUGCUGGAGCUGGCGGUGGUGCUGGUGCUGGAACUGGCUCUGGUGGUGGUAACGAGUCUGGCUCUGGUGGUGGUGCUGGAGCUGGCUCCGGUGACGGUGCUGGGACUGGCUCCGGUGGCGGCAAUGAGUCCGAUGGCGGCAAUGAGUCUAGCUCCGAUGGUGAUACCGAGUCUAGCUCGGGCAAUAGUACUGGAUCGGGCUCGGGUGCAGAGCCCACUGGCAGCUCCAGCAGCACCUCGUCGGACGAGAGCAGCACUACUGAACCCGAAAGCAGCUCUACCGAACCUCCAGGCGAAACCCUUGCCACGAGGACUAUCACAAUCACAACGGAUAUCAAUACCUUUAGAGCCAUACCGAAUUUCCCAAUCAUCACCGGCUCCGGACGCCCUGCCGACGCUCCGGGCGCCUCUAACACCCAAAACAAUUCCCAACCGUCUAACACCGACAAUGGUUCCCAGCCCGCCAACACUGACAAUAACUCUCAACCGUCCAACAACGAAAACAACUCCCAAUCGUCCAACAACGAAAACAAUUCCCAGCCGUCUAAUACUGAAAACAAUUCCCAACCCUCCAACACCGAAGAUGCUUCUCAGACCAGCGAUCUUAAGCCCAUGUAUACGCCUGAUCCCUCUUUGACCACGGUGGAUUCCCACGGCAAUGGAACCAAAAUCCAUGUUGAUUCCGGAUGUAUCUCUGUCAAUGGCCAGACGAUCUGCGGACAUUGGGAUAUAGCGACUGUACGUACCGAUGCAGAGACCAAUAAGGUGAAGAUUUAUGGCAAAUUCGACAGCGAGGACGCCGAUUGGUAUAACAAAAAAGGCGGCUGUGAGCUCACAGCCAGCUGGCCGUCGGAAUAUGGCGAUGUUCACUACCAAGACGACAACUGCCUCCAUGAUGCCGAAGGCAACAUCAUAGACAACCAAUGCUGCACUGAACCGGCGCAAGAUGACGUUCCAAACCCUUACGGGCCCAUCUGCAAAAGGGAAUACAGUUUUUCCGUCGAUCAAGUCACCAUCUACAGCAGCGGCUGGAUGACGGAUGACGGAUCGAACCUCUGGAAGCAAAUGUCCCGUUGCGGCCUGAUCACAAAAUGGGAAGUCAAUCCGGUUCGCAAUCAGGCGGGUCAAAAAUGGGUAUACUUUCACCUCCCGAUUCAGAUUGGCGGGUCAUGUGUGCAGCAGGCUAUUUGGGAAGCCGGGGGGCCAUGGGCGAACUGCUAG
This is a messenger RNA of Aspergillus campestris IBT 28561, 2085 nucleotides long. RefSeq lists its product as uncharacterized. The transcript is spliced from 4 exons. The record is from RefSeq and is a predicted model, not a curated record. NCBI's taxonomy places the organism in Eukaryota, Fungi, Ascomycota, Eurotiomycetes, Eurotiales, Aspergillaceae. Bases 1 to 2085 code for a protein of 694 amino acids.